Effrenium voratum is the source of this 303-nucleotide messenger RNA. NCBI's taxonomy places the organism in Eukaryota, Dinophyceae, Suessiales, Symbiodiniaceae. The record is from the annotation of a GenBank genome assembly.
AUGGCAGUGGAGGAUCAUACGGCGGGUCAGGCGGCUGGUCAGGCGGAUGGUUGCCAUUCCCACCACCUCAUGGAGCAUGGCGCCAUGGCCCACAUAGUGGUCCACAUGGCGGUCCACAUGGCGGUCAUGGAGGUCAUGGGGGUCCUCAUGGGCCGAGGUGAUCGUUUUCAGUGGAACGGUUCAGGUUGCUUUUCAACAUGGUUCGACAAAUGGCAUUUGCAGGAGUUCACCAAUUGUUGGGCUCGCAUAUGUCGGUGCCAGUGUACAGCCAGUCAAUUGAGUCCUUUGCGACAGCCAUUGUAA